AUGUACGAUGCUCUAGUCCAAAAAGGGACUCUGAGGCAUGACCCAAGGCAGCGGGAGAUGGCACAGGCAUGCACACCACUGUUAAAAUAUAUCCAUUCGCUAGAAGAGACGGGUUUGGAUACAAGUGGCCCUGCUUCACCUGACCAUACCGCACCUGGUAUUAUGGAUGUUAUAAACGAGAAACUUAUGCGCCUGCGAUCUUGGGCUCGGCGACAUGCAUUCCCCGACCGGGUGACACAGGACGUGGGCGUCCACUGGCCAGAGAAUAUGGGUGUUGAACGCAAAACAGGUAUUUACAUGUGGGGAAGCAUUGGCAUUGGCAAGACUGUGAUUUUGGAUCUUUUUGAGCUUAGUGAAACGCCUGGCUGGCGGAAGCGUCGGACACAUUUGCACUCCUUUAUGUCGGAUAUUGUCAUUCGACUGCACAGGGCGGAGGUGACAGCGCCAAAGGACCAGAAAGUGUCUCCCAUCAAUUGCGUGGUGGAGGACGUGCUGCGUGAGUCCCCGAUUCUCUGCCUUGAUGAGUUCCAGACAUUUGACGUGACACAUGCGGCACUAUUGGCGUCGUUUUUUUCUCGGGCCCUACCACGAGGGUUGAUUCUCUUCACGACGAGUAAUCGUCCACCACAUGAGUUGGCCCAUAUCUCAGCCGCAUGUGAGCACUUCCUCCCAAUGUUGUGGCGCUACUGCGACGUGGUCCACUGUGGUGGCAUCAACGACUAUAGGGAGAACGCGUCACGUAGCUAUCACGAUGUCAUAUUUCUUUAUCCAAAUACCAUGGGAAACGCGAAGCAGCUUAUUCAACGCGUGGAACGGGGAUUUACGGGCAAUCGGGCAUGGGAGCUGGAUUCAAGUAUCUGGCUAUACGGACGGGAACUUGUUGUGCCACUUCAUUGUGGAGGUGUGGCGCUGUUUGAGUUUGCGCACAUCUGCGGUUUCCUCGGCCCCCCCGAUUUUCAGUGCAUCGCCAAAUCGUUUCACACCGUUAUCAUCCUGAACAUCCCACACGUUGCUGCUGUGAGCAAGAACGCCGCGCAGCAGUUUGUUAUUUUAGUGGAUGAGUUGUACCAGCACAAUGUGAAACUGCUCUUUACAAGCGAGGUGCCGUGGGAGCGGCUCGUUGACGCUGGGACAACCGCAGUUGGAGGCAGCGGGGCAGACCUCUGCUACAGCGAAGGGGAAGACGAACGCAGCGGUUAUGCUGCCCAUUAUGAGUUUUGCAACGCAGAAGAGGUGUUGAGUUUUCACCGCAUUGCCUGUCGAUUAAAGGAGAUGGGUUGCAAACACUAUUUGCUGCGGGACCAUAGUCAGUUUUUGAUAUCGGACUACAAUCUUGCUGUUUUGAUGGAGUGA
This is a messenger RNA of Trypanosoma rangeli, 1353 nucleotides long. Its product is annotated as putative ATPase. Gene Ontology annotation, cellular component: mitochondrion; cytoplasm. The record is from RefSeq and is a predicted model, not a curated record. The transcript has a single exon. Lineage: Eukaryota; Euglenozoa; Kinetoplastea; Trypanosomatida; Trypanosomatidae. Bases 1 to 1353 code for a protein of 450 amino acids. Gene Ontology annotation, molecular function: ATP hydrolysis activity; ATP binding.